Messenger RNA from Carlito syrichta (Philippine tarsier), 3875 nucleotides. It is a transcript of the gene KCTD10, whose product is annotated as potassium channel tetramerization domain containing 10. Gene Ontology annotation, molecular function: protein binding; ubiquitin-protein transferase activity. Gene Ontology annotation, cellular component: Cul3-RING ubiquitin ligase complex. The transcript has 7 exons. Gene Ontology annotation, biological process: proteasome-mediated ubiquitin-dependent protein catabolic process; protein ubiquitination; negative regulation of Rho protein signal transduction. NCBI's taxonomy places the organism in Eukaryota, Metazoa, Chordata, Mammalia, Primates, Tarsiidae. The record is from RefSeq and is a predicted model, not a curated record. Bases 286 to 1236 code for a protein of 316 amino acids.
ACACCUUGUUCUCCCCUCUGGCAGAUAAAAAAGGGUAUCUGGAUAAGUGUCUGAGCCAGCCAAGAGAAGCUGGAACCCAUUCCGGCCAAGCAAGUUGGGAGGAAGGCAGCCGACGUCGAGAGGCACGGCGGAUGCUUUAGAAAGUUGCCCUCUGCGGGGCGGAAGUGGGGUGCGGACAGCGGAAGUUUCUGCCCGGGCCCCGCCUCUGCCCCCGGCUCGUGUGAGCUGGGUGUUUCCUGCUUCUUACAGUCCAGGUUUGGAGACUCCGUCGUCCUUCGGCUUUUCAUGGAAGAGAUGUCAGGAGAAAGCGUGGUGAGCUCAGCGGUGCCAGCAGCUGCUACUCGCACCACUUCCUUCAAGGGUGCGAGUCCCAGCUCCAAAUAUGUGAAGCUGAACGUGGGUGGAGCCCUCUACUACACCACCAUGCAGACGCUGACCAAGCAGGACACCAUGCUGAAGGCCAUGUUCAGCGGGCGCAUGGAAGUGCUCACCGACAGUGAAGGCUGGAUCCUCAUUGACCGGUGUGGGAAGCACUUUGGUACGAUACUCAACUACCUUCGAGACGGGGCAGUCCCCUUGCCUGAGAGCCGCCGGGAGAUUGAGGAGCUGCUGGCAGAAGCCAAGUACUACCUUGUCCAGGGCCUGGUGGAAGAGUGUCAGGCAGCCCUACAACAGAACAAAGAUACUUAUGAGCCUUUCUGCAAAGUUCCUGUGAUCACCUCAUCCAAGGAAGAACAAAAACUUAUAGCGACUUCAAAUAAGCCAGCCGUGAAGUUGCUCUACAACAGAAGUAACAACAAGUACUCGUAUACCAGCAAUUCUGACGACAAUAUGUUGAAAAACAUUGAACUGUUUGACAAGCUGUCACUACGCUUUAACGGAAGGGUCCUGUUCAUAAAGGAUGUCAUUGGGGAUGAGAUCUGCUGCUGGUCCUUUUACGGUCAGGGCCGCAAGAUUGCUGAAGUCUGCUGUACAUCCAUCGUCUAUGCCACGGAGAAGAAACAGACCAAGGUCGAGUUCCCUGAAGCCCGGAUUUAUGAGGAGACCCUGAAUAUUUUGCUGUACGAGGCCCAGGAUGGCCGGGGACCUGACAAUGCACUCCUGGAGGCCACGGGUGGAGCAGCUGGGCGCUCCCACCACCUGGACGAGGACGAGGAGCGGGAACGGGAGCGGAUCGAGCGCGUGCGGCGAAUCCACAUUAAGCGCCCCGAUGACCGGGCCCACCUCCACCAGUGAGCCCACCUCCACCAGUGAGCCUGCCACAGCCCGAGCCGCCCCUCGCACCGCCCCUUCUCCCCGCCGUGCUGCACUCAGACCGUAUGCGGGCUCCAGGGCACUUUCCACUUCCUCUGGAGCUUGGAAAUACUUUUAUAACAAGCCAGAUGAUUAUUUCGGUAUUUCUUGAUGAAGCGAAUUGAUUGUUUUGACCCAGACGUAUACACCCCUGUUGAACAAGCUGUGUCUAAGGUCUCUACUUUUCAUGAGAACCCGAGAAUCUAUGGAGCCAAGGCUUCCUCGGAAGAAAAGUAUGAAUGAAUGUGAAGCGUAUGUAAGAACUGUUUGCGGUAUUUAUUUUUGUGGGUGUGACUCCCUGUUUGGGCUUUUCAGUUGACAUUCCCUUAAGGGUCCUGUUUGAUAGUUCUGAGAGGAGUUCUGUGGGUGGCAGCCACCAGAGGUUUCUUGAGCUCCCUGUUUCAGAUUUCAUGAUCCUCCAGCCCUAGCAGAUUGGCUCCUGGUUCCUGCAUAUCUGGCCCAGGAACAGUCUCUGUUGCUUUGCUAGAAGUUCACUCUGCCACGUGGUUUUGUGCCUAGAGCUUGUGCAGUGGAAAUGUGACCUAAUGAGCCUCUAAACUGUUUUUGCUAAAUGUUGCUUUGGGUACAAAGCUGUGGCAAACCUUUUACUGCCUUGUUUUUGGCCUGGCACUGGCUGGGACCCCAAGUGUCUGUCUAGGAGCAGAGCUUCAAGGGCGGGGAGUGCUCAGCUCUGUUUCUGGCUACUUCCCUGACUCCUGCCCCUUCCAGUUACCCUCCUGGUUGCCCACUCUGUUCUAGGAAGGCUGCCUGACACUGAGAGGCAUAGCUCACAGAUUACCCCGCCAAGGGAUCUACUCCUCCUCCUUUUCAGCCUUCCUGCCCUGAAGCUGGGUUUACUGCAGUCGGUGGGUGCCUUGCCCUUUGCCUAGAAAUUCAGUGUGGACCAGACUCUCCUCCUGGCCUGGCAUCUAGGGAGGGACACGCUUCUACCACCAGCCCCCUAGGAGCUUCCCAGCUAGAAACACAGCCGUCAUCUGAAGACCCCCUUCCUUUCUUUGCCUCGGAUUUUUACACAGUAUAGCGUGGCCAGCAGUGACUAGGUCGAGAGGUUGUGCAGAUACCUUUGGGUCCAGUCUGUGUCUGUGUUGGUGUGUGUUAAAGGGAUAUGUGACAGUUGGUGGGAUGUGUGCUUGUGGGGCACAGGUGGCUCACGCUGGAGCCCAGUUGUGUGCACGUUGCUGGCGUGGGAUGGACGUUCGCAGUGACCUACCUCUCAGGCUCCUCUGUGCCUGCCAGGGAACAGAAGGGAGCCACAACUGACAUGGGUGGGUGAGACUAGACUAGGUAGAGUAGUCAAGGAGCAUGAGUGUGCCAGGUGAUGGGCCUUGCCUGUCAUCAAGGGCACUGCUACUGUUUUAUACCAAAGGUGUUAACAUGGGCAGCCUUUGACACAUGUAGUCCAAAAUACGAGUCUAUAUUUUGAGACGGUUUUUACAGCUUAGACCUUGUACGUACUGCCCUGCCUUUAUUUUGUAUCCAGCAGCAAAGUCUACAAUAAAACUUUAAAACAAUCGUUACUGAACAUCAAAUCCAUAUACUGGGUAGAUGUUUUUUAAACUGUCGUGUAGGAAACUUUUAUAUUAGGACAUUUGAAUUUUACUGUUAAGGAAAGAGGGUUUACAAAUAAUGUUUUGUAACUAUUUUAUACUGUUUAAGUUUUAAACACCAACCCUGCCGUUUGGGUUGACCUUUUUUAGAAAGUUAAAGUGAAUGUCAGUUCUGAUGUUUUCUGUAGGAAUGGAAAAGCCAUUAUAUAAACUGUUGUGAACGUCUGUGUGAAGAACAAGUCUGUGGAACAGUUUUGAUUUGUUCCUUCUAGGGCUGUGACCUAGUGUUUCUGGCAGCUCUCUCUACUGUCCCUGUCCUCAACUUGGCGCCUGUUCUUCUGUGUCUUUGCCUCUGUGAGAUGUGUACAGGUUCCUAAGACAUUCCAGGGUGGAUGACACUGUUCACUGCCUCUAGCCAUAAGCAGACAGUGUUGGCUGGUCCCAGCUCUGUCACCGACUAGACUCAGCAAGAAACUGAUUUUUCUUAUGUUAGCCUGAAGGGCAAAAAUCAAUAUUUAUAAUUGAAGAACCAUUCAAGUAAAACACUGGCCUAAGAUUUGGUAAAGCGCAAGGUUUUAUUACAUGUUGUAAUAGCUUACAAGUUUUUUAAAAAAUUGGAACAGCUUUUGGUCUGUUGGAAUCAAGUUUAGUUUGAUCGUUUUUUGGAUUUUUUUUUUUUUUUGCAUAAGCCAUCUGAUAGGGGAGGGGGUAUGCCCCAGGCAGUUCCUGCCGUUCUGUGGUCGCUGUGCAGGUGCCCCAGCCCCCAUUAGGUGUGUGUGCCUGUACCCUGCAGCAGCUGCCCAGGAGCUGGGCGAGCGACUCAGCCCUCCCUCUCCAGUCUGUGCUGUCUUCAGGGCUCCACCCUCAGUUACUAUAGUACAUUUAGGUGUGUCCUUCACCUUUCUGUCUCUUUGCCCUCAGAAAAAAUGCUGUAAGUUUUAGAAGUAGUCACUGUUGUUGUAUAAGCACUUGUGGACAUAUAUAAAAUAAAAGUCAUAUAGUACUUCUAUCUAA